AUGACGGAGGAGUUGGCUGCUUUGGAGCUACCCGCUGAUUUCCUGGAGGCCAUCAAGAGGCACAUCCUGAGCCGCCUCCAGAUGCGCGACCGGCCCAACAUCACCCACGCCGUGCCCAAGGCGGCUCUGGUCACGGCGCUGCGCAAGCUGCACGCCGGCAAGGUGCGUGAGGACGGCCGCGUCGAGAUCCCCAGCCUGGACGGGCAGGCGAGUGCGGGGCCCGCGGCCCAUCAGCAGGUCUCUGAGAUCAUCAGCUUCGCCGAGACAGAUGACCUGUCAUCCUCUAGAAUGCGCCUCUAUUUCUUCAUUUCUAAUGAAGGGAAUCAGAAUUUGUUUGUGGUUCAAGCCAGCUUGUGGCUUUACUUGAAGCUGCUUCCAUAUGUCUUGGAGAAAGGCAGCCGGCGAAAAGUAAGAGUCAAAGUGUAUUUCCAAGACUCGGACACUAGCAACAAGUGGAAUGUGGUUGAAAAGAAAGUUGAUCUCAAAAGAAGUGGUUGGCACACAUUUCCCAUGACAGAAGCAAUCCAAGCUCUGUUUGAGAAAGGAGAGAGAAGAUUGAGUUUGGACAUUCAGUGUGAAGGCUGCGAAGAGUAUUCAGUGCUGCCAAUUUAUGUGGAUUCUGGGGAUGAAUCUCACCGGCCUUUUUUAGUGGUGCAAGCCCGCUUGGCUGACAACAAGCACAGGAUUCGGAAAAGAGGCCUGGAAUGUGAUGGCAGGACCAAUUUAUGCUGCAGGCAACAGUUUUACAUUGACUUUAGGAUCAUUGGAUGGAAUGACUGGAUCAUAGCCCCAAUGGGUUACUAUGGGAAUUACUGUGAAGGGAGCUGCCCAGCCUAUUUGGCCGGAGUCCCGGGCUCCGCUUCCUCUUUUCACACAGCAGUAGUGAAUCAGUACCGCAUGCGAGGGCUGAACCCAGGCACCGUGAACUCCUGUUGCAUUCCAACCAAACUUAGCACAAUCUCCAUGCUGUACUUUGAUGAUGAAUACAACAUCGUGAAGAGAGACGUUCCCAAUAUGAUUGUGGAAGAAUGUGGUUGCGCCUGAUCUGGAGGAGGAUGUUUGGAAGGGGCAGGGGCAGGGAGGGGGUGAGAAGAUUCCCCUACUGAAUGGAUUUGGAAGCGCGACUGCUCUUUUUCUUCCUUCUGGGCAUGGAUGUUAAACAUUACUGCAGAGGCAACCGCAGCAAAAGCAGCAAUAGCACUGAGAAAAAAAAUAUAUAAAUAUAUAUCAUUGCACUCUGUUGUCAGGACAGUGGCAAUCUAUGGAUCCUGGACACUAAAAGUAUACUAUUACAUAUAAA
Molecule: messenger RNA, 1300 nt
Organism: Python bivittatus (Burmese python)
Lineage: Eukaryota; Metazoa; Chordata; Lepidosauria; Squamata; Pythonidae
Source: RefSeq, a predicted model, not a curated record